Molecule: messenger RNA, 690 nt
Organism: Malassezia japonica
Lineage: Eukaryota; Fungi; Basidiomycota; Malasseziomycetes; Malasseziales; Malasseziaceae
Product: amidase
Exons: 4
Coding region: 1-690 (229 amino acids)
Source: RefSeq, a predicted model, not a curated record
AUGCUGCAUGACGAUGUGGCGCAUCCCCAGCCACCGAUUCGGGCUGCUUUGGAGCACAUUGCUGAUUCAUUGCAUCGCCUUGGCCACGAAGUGAUCCCAUUCGAGCCACCGUCCCACGCGCAUGCGCUUACGAUUUGGCUCUCGAUUAUGGCACAGACUGCCGGUGGCAAGAUUCACGAGCUUUGCGAAGACGCAGGCGAGCCUCUGGUUCCUGAAGUGGCAGAGCUCAUGGGCGAGAAGCGCGGUGAUCGUGAACCGGCGACGGCAGAGGAAGUGUGGGAACAGGCCGAGGACCGUUUGGCCUACACAGCGGAAUAUGACCAAGCCUGGAACGAGACGGCGAAGCGCACGCAGUGCAAGCGUCCUAUGGAUGCAAUCCUUAUGCCGAAUACUGGAGUAGUAGCCUGGGAGCGUGGCGGCGUGAACUACUUUGUCGGUAAUGUCUUGCACUAUUCGAGCGUGUCAAUGCCGCUUGCCAAAUCUGGCCCUGUACCGCAAAAGACACGCGACGAGUUUUUCAAUACGACGGACGAAGAGGUCUACCAUGCUUAUGACCCCAAUAAACACAAUGGAAUGCCAAUUGGUAUUCAGCUCAUGGGCCGUCGCUUCCAAGAGGAAAAGGUGCUAGCCCUUGCCAAGAUUGUACAAGAUGCCGUUGUUCCUGGUUCGCCGGCUCGGGCCGUUCUGUAG